CCAGGGGAGGUAACUCUCACCACUAAAAGGAAAUAUUAACGACUGUAAUAACAUCGUGCCGAAAUUUGCUUUGUUUGGGAAUCGCAUCCUGCAACCACACCGGCAAUAUGUCUAAGAUCUAUUUUGUCAACAUCUCAGUGACCCCGCUCAAGGAAGGGAUGGACAUGGUGCUAUUUGUGUCAAAACUCGCAGGAUUAGUGCAAAAUUACUCCAACCACACGAAGAUUCUUCACAAGUUCAAAGUAACUGGAGAGCCCCAGAUAGUAGCUAUCAUUGAGGUGGCUGAUGUUAUUGGACUAGAGAGGACAAUUGCUGGGCUGUAUCGCCUUGGUAACGUGUCUGUGACAUGCACCCCUCUCUACUGCUAUGAGGACUUCGCCAACUUUCUGGAAGUGGGGCCGAUCACAUUCCCAGGACCAUUGCCGGAAAAUGACCUCUACUGGCUCGAGUUUGAUUUGGAGUAUAAAGGGAAAAGCCUGGAUCAGUUUGUGGAGAUCUGGAGGAAAGAGGCCCACAUGGCGCUGAGUUCCAGAGCUGAAGGUCUGCCUGUUGCCCUGUACAAGGUGCUGAUGGAGAGGAAAGUACAUGUGUUCCUGUGUGUGCCCGACCCUGCCAAGUUGGAUGAGAUGGCCUUCAACCUGCCAAUCAUGGUGGAGAACGGAGAGAAUGUCCACAUCAAAUGCAAGGCCAUUCAGAUGCUGGACGUCUUCAGACAGAAAGUUGUGGCCUAGUGGAGCUCCAUACUGGUAGACACAUUUCCGCCAUACUGGCGGACAUAUCUUGGGAUUUAACAUGUAACGCGAGGUGGCCUAGUGCAGCUCCAUACUGGCAGACACAUCACAAGAUGUAUCAUGUAACACGAUGUGGCCAAGUGGAGCUCCAUACUGGCAGACACAUCACAAGAUGUAACAUGUAACACGAUGUGGCCAAGUGGAGCUCCAUACUAGCAGACACAUCUCCAGAUGUAACAUGUAACGUGAUGUGGCCAAGUGUAGCUCCAUACUGGCAGACACAUCUCUGAAUGUAACAUGUAACACGAUGUGUCCAAGUGGAGCUCCAUACUGGCAGACACAUCUCAAGAUGUAACAUGUAACACGAUGUGGCCAAGUGGAGCUCCAUACUAGCAGACACAUCUCCAGAUGUAACAUGUAACACGAUGUGGCCAAGUGGAGCUCCAUACUGGCAGACACAUCUCCAGAUGUAACAUGUAACGUGAUGUGGCCAAGUGUAGCUCCAUACUGGCAGACACAUCUCUGGAUGUAACAUGUAACACGAUGUGUCCAAGUGGAGCUCCAUACUGGCAGACACAUCUCCAGAUGUAACAUGUAACACUAUGUGGCCAAGUGGAGCUCCAUACUAGCAGACACAUCUCCAGAUGUAACAUGUAACACGAUGUGGCCAAGUGGAGCUCCAUACUGGCAGACACAUCUCCAGAUGUAACAUGUAACCAAGUAUCUCACAACAGAUGUAGUGAAGGGCGAAGUGUAUUAAGCUCUCUCAUCAUGGGCAGGAACUUUUAACCAAAUACAGGUAUGUCUUGACAAUGGGUUCGUCUCAUUUGUGACAUAAGUCAUGUACAUGUUUGUAAUAUUUCAUAGUUUGAGUGUACAAUAUAUGUUAUCAUUGUUCGACCACGUUGUGAGAAAAUGAUUUGUGUAUUAUCGUUGACUAUAAGCAUACGUCUCCAGGCUGUUGGUGGUAUCAAGUUUCUGUGUUUUGUUGCUUGGGUCAGAACUGGGUUUUGAAAAUAUAAUAAACCUGUGUUUUAAAUUACAUAUAGAGAUAUACAUACAUAGAUAUGAAAUUGUUGUCAUAUAUCACUGAAGGGAUGCUUUGCUUCAGAAUUUAGAACCCACAGUGAUUGACUGAUUAGAAAUGUUGCCUGACAAGAGAGUAAUGAAUCAGAUCUGUUAUUAUGGCAUUGGUGGGAAGCAACAUCUUAACAAUAAUAGCUAGGGAUCGUGAAUAUUUUUGAGGUUAUAUUUAUGAAAUUGUGUGCUCAAUCCUCACUAUAAAAAUAUAACCCCAAAAAUGUUAUCGUCCUACGCCUUUGUUCAGUAUGUAGUGACUGAUUUAUCCACCUUCUGGACCUCGAAUCAUGGAGAUGAGAUCCAAAAUGUAAGACUAAAUUCCUCAUCCUAUACCUGUAGAUCGCAAUCUCAUUAAAAUCAGAUCUUAGUUCUCGCUACCGCUAAACAAAGAUCUGAGCACAUCCCAUUACGGGUCAUGUCAGAACAACCUUUCACAUACUUUGACAGACCGAUGAAAUGACUAACAAGAAGUCGACAUUAGCCAAUCAGAAAGCAGCUUUCUCGAGCUUUAUGGCACAAGAUUUCAAACUGGCAACUACACUUGAAAAAUAUGUUGCCCACGUACUAUGCAAAGUCUCUUCCUUUCAAAUGUUUAUCCCAUUAAAGCGAGAUAGACGAUGCUUUAUACGGCAUGUUGUAAUUGUCGUUCGGAAUAUCCUGUGUUGUCCUUUUCGACAGUUGCAUGAAUAGAAAUCACAUUCCGACUGUCACUUUCAUGAUCUGGUAAGCAAGGCUCUGGUAAGCUUGGAUGAAAGGUCGUUCUGAUGUGACCAGUAAUGGGAUGUCCUCAGAUCUUUGUUUAGCGAUAACUAAGAUCUGAUUUCAAUCAUUAUUGCCAGGACAGUGACUGGAUUAGGGAUGUCCCAGCACAUCAUUACCCUAUUGUCUUGUGUAUAGUACACGCUUGAGUUGAAGGCACACACCCCAUUGUUGGGAAGAGGUUCGGGGGAAACUUACAUACUAUUUGGUAUAUAAUAAGCUGUCAAAAACUACUGAGAUCACAUCAGGUGAACAAACAAUAGAUAAAAAACUUGGUCAACAAGACUUCACCGAAAAUUAAUGUACACAAUAUUAAAUGAAAUUAUGAAUAAAAUUAUGGAUGUAGAUUAUAAACAUGAAGCCACAAAUUGAACACUUUAUUACGGUGUUUAAGGCUUAAAAAAUAAAAGAAUUGAUUCUCAGCAUUUUGAAAAUAUAGUGCAGAUGGUGUCUUUGUUUUUUGUCUGUUUUUGUUGUUGUUCAAACUAAGAUGUACCCAAACAAACAGUUGUGUACAAUCAGCCUGGGAAAGGGCUCCCUACAGAAAUGUAUGUUUUGAUGAGUAAAAUACUGGAAUACAGUAUUUGACUACCGUUGGUCUUGGAAUAUUUAAGGAUUUUUAUAUAUUUUUUUUUAAAAAUGGAAAUAAAAAACCAAACGUGUGGUGAACUUUAUGAUGAUGACUGAGAACCAAGACUAAUAUUUUUUUUAGUCUAAUAACAGGACUUUAGUACAGAUUUUGUUUACAUGCAGUUUUCGGAGCUAUUUACUUUGGAAUUAAUUCAUUUCCUGCAUGUUUAAUAUGUAACCCCCUCAGCUGUAUUUUUUGGGGUGGUAGGGGGGAAUUGAACAUUAUACACAGGAAUAUAUGGCAUUAUUGGUUAUGAAUUUAACCAAAUUACCUCGUCAUAAUCCUGUCUAGUGUACAAGAACUCAGCCCUAACUUUAUAUCAUAAACAUUCUGAAUGGCUCAUUUUCAUUGGAGUUUGAAUGUUUUCCCUUUGGCUUAUUUCUACCUUUAUAGGGCAGUGGUUAGCCUAGUGGUUAAAGUGUUUGCUCGUCGGACCAAAGACAUGGGUUUGAUUCCCAACAUGGAUAUGUGUGAAGCCCAUGCCUGGUGUUUCCCUCAAUGAUAUUGCUUCCUAAAACCAAACUCACUCACUUUUUCUACCAUAAGAAAUAUUAAUAUUUAAUCUGUAAACUACUAUAUGCAGGUUGCUAUAUAUUUUAUCUAUAUUAUAACCACAUGGGCGGAUGUUGUAAUGGGUGGAUGGGGUCCAUUUGGGAAUUUGUCACUUCAGUGUGGGAUUGGGAGGAGCAGAUGUUCAAUGUUUUACCUUCAGCAUCAGGAUGUAUCAGUGGGGUUGGGUGGAGUGUUUAACUUGUCGAAAUACACAUGUGUAUCAAUAAAACAAGGAUAUUCUU
This is a messenger RNA of Haliotis rufescens (red abalone), 3995 nucleotides long. RefSeq lists its product as uncharacterized. The record is from RefSeq and is a predicted model, not a curated record. The transcript has 5 exons. NCBI's taxonomy places the organism in Eukaryota, Metazoa, Mollusca, Gastropoda, Lepetellida, Haliotidae. Bases 108 to 731 code for a protein of 207 amino acids.